This is a messenger RNA of Aethina tumida (small hive beetle), 1370 nucleotides long. RefSeq names its product casein kinase I. The record is from RefSeq and is a predicted model, not a curated record. Gene Ontology annotation, cellular component: nucleus; cytoplasm; plasma membrane. The transcript has 7 exons. Gene Ontology annotation, molecular function: ATP binding; protein serine/threonine kinase activity. Gene Ontology annotation, biological process: signal transduction; peptidyl-serine phosphorylation; positive regulation of canonical Wnt signaling pathway. The coding region runs from base 147 to 1217 and encodes 356 amino acids. Lineage: Eukaryota; Metazoa; Arthropoda; Insecta; Coleoptera; Nitidulidae.
UUGACACCCAAACGUCGAAUUUGAGAAAGAAAUUAAAACAGUUUAUUUUUAUAUUUCUUUGAACUUAUAGAUUUAUAUACAAAUUGAUCAGAGGAAUUUUAAGAAAGAAAAUAAAUGACUGCUAUUUUCCACACAUGCUGUAAACGAUGAACUUUUGGAAACACAAGUUUACGAAAGGUGAGAGACACCCAUCUAUCAAACAAGAACCCUUAACAAGGACAAUUAACGAAGAAGCGCAUAACGUAUCCACAAGCAUGAACUCGAGGCAAUCAUCUUCAUCGACCGGUGUGCUAAUGGUAGGACCCAAUUUCAGGGUCGGCAAAAAAAUAGGCAGUGGCAAUUUCGGAGAACUGAGACUAGGGAAAAAUCUUUACACAAACGAGCAUGUCGCCAUCAAACUGGAGCCUCUGAAAACCAAAGCGCCGCAGCUACAUCUGGAGUAUCGGUUUUACAAAUUGCUUGGAAAUGAAGAAGGUGUACCUAAAGUGUAUCACUUGGGAACCUGUGGAGGACGGUACAACGCAAUGGUGUUGGAGUUGCUGGGUCCGAGCCUUGAAGAUUUGUUCACUUUAUGCAAUCGGAGAUUCCGUUUGAAAACUGUGCUGAUGAUAGCCAAUCAGUUGCUGAAUCGUAUCGAAUAUGUCCAUACUAAAAAACUGAUCUACAGAGACAUUAAGCCUGAGAACUUUCUUAUUGGAAGGUCCAGAUCUAAGAAGGAUAAGGUCAUUUACAUCAUAGAUUUCGGAUUGGCGAAGGAAUAUAUCGAUUCUGACACUGGAAAACACAUUCCCUACAGGGAACACAAAUCUUUGACCGGAACAGCACGUUAUAUGAGCAUCAAUACACAUUUGGGUAGAGAACAAUCACGUCGAGACGAUUUGGAAGCGAUAGGUCACAUGUUCAUGUACUUCUUAAGAGGUUCUUUGCCUUGGCAGGGCUUAAAGGCCGACACUUUGAAGGAGAGGUACCAGAAGAUUGGAGAUACGAAAAGAAACACUCCCAUUGAGAUCUUGUGCGAAGGACAUCCCGAAGAAAUGGCUACUUAUCUUAGAUAUGUUAGGAGAUUGGACUUUUACGAACAACCGGACUAUGAAUACUUAAGAAAAUUAUUUAGGGAUUUGUAUGAAAAACGGGGAUAUUCGGAUGAUGACAUUUUUGAUUGGACCGAACGAUUGCAGUAUUCGAAUAAAGAAAAACAAAUAUCUGAACAAGAUUAAGAUGUUUUUAAAAACCACAUGACAUAGUUGCGUUUUCUUCUAAAAAAAUUUUAAUGUGAUAUCAAACGUCUCAUCGAAUUAAAUUACACUUACACGGAGUAUGGAAUAUUUAUUAUACUUUUUACAGUAAGUUAAAUAAAUAUAAAAAUCUCA